AUGACUUGGUGUAUGACAGCCUGCUUCAUGAGGAAGUUGACCCUUACUCAUCCAAGCAUGAAAAUGGACGUCUCUCCCAUCGUAGAUAAUUUCUCAGCAGCUUCUUUCUCUACCAUCAUUGCCUCAUUCAACUUGCCUCGACGACAAAGUAUCAACGCAAGAGUGUGUAGUGUCAUAACUAUCACUGCGUCUGAUGAUGUUGCGUCCGCAUCACGAAGUCUUUGUUCUCACCGCCUCCUCUGCCUCCUCUUGAGUAACGUAAUGUGGGCAAACAUCUCGCUUACAGAGCUUCUUGUCAUCUACUACGUGCGGGGGGUAUUUGGCACGAUUCGCUCGCAACAAAUCAAAGGGAUUAAGGUCAGAUCUUCGUUCCAUAUUGUGGUUUCGCCGGGUGUCAAUUGCCAAAGCGCGGGGAAAUGA
Molecule: messenger RNA, 420 nt
Organism: Pochonia chlamydosporia 170
Lineage: Eukaryota; Fungi; Ascomycota; Sordariomycetes; Hypocreales; Clavicipitaceae
Exons: 1
Coding region: 1-420 (139 amino acids)
Source: RefSeq, a predicted model, not a curated record